Caenorhabditis angaria is the source of this 3631-nucleotide messenger RNA. The record is from the annotation of a GenBank genome assembly. Lineage: Eukaryota; Metazoa; Nematoda; Chromadorea; Rhabditida; Rhabditidae.
AUGUCAAUUAUUCAAUUGAUAUUUUUUGGGCUGCUUGUGCCGUGUUUAGUUGCACAAUCAUUUAAUCAGACACAUCUUGGUUUUCCUGAUUCUUGGGAUGGUGAUAAAUAUCGCGAAUUAUAUUGUCCAAGUAAAAAUAUUCCAAAAUGGCUUGGUGAGUUUGUUGAUGAAUUUUUUGAAUAUUGUCUGAACAUCUUUUCUGAAAAUCAAGUUUAUUUCAAAAACUGGAGCAUCUCCAGUGGAGGGAUUCUCUACAGUUCUGUUAUUUCUAAAAUACUUGAUCUCUUGUCACCGUCUUUUAAAUAUGAAAUUUGAUUCCACAGUAAACUACACUCAUUUUCCUCAAACGUUCUCUGAUUUUCGGAACUUUUUCAAUAUUUACUGUAUAUAUAAUAAUAUGUGUAUUUAUUUAAUAUGUAUUAUAUCCAACAAAACAUUUAAAAGUAUUUAGUUUGAAUCUAUUUUUUGUAGAUGGAUAUUUCCUAUGUCAACUUUCCGCAUCCUACGGUAAUUCUUCCGCGCCAGAUGGUGAAAAAUUGAGUCAUAUGAUUGACGCGAUUGGAGCCGUCGGCAGUUUCCAUGUUAGCAAUGGACAAGUCGUGUUUUCUGCACAAUAUUAUCCAGCUAGACCAUAUAAAAUUUGGGAAUUCUAUGAUCGUAAUAUGAGCAAGGCUAGUGUUCCAUUUGCUGGAUGGUCGGAUUAUAAUUUAACAGCAAUGUCAAAAUGGGAGCAGGUUCCAGCAAACCCAGAUUCAGCGCGUUUCCACCCAAAUCUUGAUUUCUGGAAAGUUGGAAAUCGUAUCAUCGCAGGAACAGAGGCUCCAUAUUGGGUUGGAUAUGAAUUUGAUGUAAGAAAAUUUUAACAUAAUUUGGAAUAAAUACAAUUAAUUUCAGGUGCGAACCCUCCAAAAAUUCAAGCUUUUCCCAUUCAAAGAAGAAAAUGAUAUUUUCUCAACCCCACGUCACACAAUGAUUCCAAUCUCAAUGGCUAUUCACGAACGAAAUGAUGCAGAUGGAACUAUCUGGGGAUCAUUCUCAGCGAUGAACUUUGAAGAACAACGUUUCUAUCAAGUAAGUUCAAAAAAACAUUUGUCUAAAAAUAUAUCUGGAUUGAAUAAGUUCAAGUGUCAACACUUGUUACUGAACCGCACCGUGUAUUAAAAAAACGAGUGUUUUUUCGAACAUUUCGAGGUUCUAUUUGAAAAGUGUUUCAUUUUCUCUCGAAAAGGUGUGAGGUGGCGUCAGAUUACAGUGUGCGUUUAGGUAAACAGAUGCGGGUAAAUGUAAAGCAAACAUGUACAAGUUUUUUGUUGUUGUUUUGCUCUUCCAACUCAUUGAACCAAAAAGAAAUACAACUUUUUAGGGAAUCUUCACUGUUGACACAAAUGGUGUGAGACGUGUUGUUGGGUUAUACGAUUAUGGUGCAUGGGACACAAAUGCUUGUGGCAGUAACGAUGAAUAUAUUGGCGACAAAACUCUUCUUCCUGGAUAUAUUCAUUCAAUCACUUCAACUGAAAACUUUGUUAUCCUUCCAAUCACUUCACUUUUGAUCAAUCCAUGUAAAUUCAAAGAACCACCAUUGAACAAUAUCAGAUCAGCAAUUCAAAAGGGUGGAUUAUGGGGAAUGGAUUUCUAUGAUAUGGUUCCAAUGAGAUUCUUGAUUUUCAAUAAGAAGACUCUCGAAUUCACCACACAAAAACCUUUGGAAGUUUUCCCAUCAAUGUUUGUCACUCAUCAAUUGAACGCGUUUGAAGCUGAAGAUGGAAAUCUUGUUGCAGAUAUGGUAACCAUUUCCCAUAAUAAAAUUUUUUUUAUGUUUUUUAUUUCAGGUCGUCUAUGAUUCCCAUGACCCGUACAUCAAAUAUUUCUACACUGAUUUCUUGACCAAACAACUCUACCCAACAACAGCUCGUGUACUUCGAUUCACCUUGGAUAGCAAAAAACAACGUGUAAUGUACAAUUAUUUGAUCCCACAAGAAACCAUCUCUGCUGAUUUUCCCCAAUUCAACCACAACUAUGAACAAAAAGCCUAUCAAUGGGGAUAUAUUGUGCAACAUCCAUUUGCUUCUGGAAACUCGAUUUUGAAGGUUUGUUUACCGUAAAAAUAAAACAAAACCAAACUUUUUUUCAGAUUAAUGUUGAUGAGCCAGCUGGAAGUCGUAACUUGGAAUUCCGCGCCGAUCCAAAUCUUGUCCUUCACGAGCCUUGGUUUGUUCAAAAACCAGAAACUAAAAAAGAAGAUGAGGGAGUUUUGUUAGUCCGUGGUUUGGAUACCGCUGAAAACAAGGGUGUUCUUAUUGUUCUUGAUGCUGAAAAAAUGGUUGAACUUGGAAGAGCCUAUGUUCCAAUCUCGAUUCCAUUUGGAUUCCAUAAUCGAUUCUUCUCGAAAAAAGAUCUUGGACUUCCCGAAGGAUUCCAAGUUGGACCAAGUCAAUAUAGACCAAUGGAUAAGAAGGUGGGUUCUCAAACAAGGGGGGAUAAAUAAUUGAUUUUAUUUUUCAGCAAGGAAUCGCUACUCUUCCUUUGAAAAAAAUUACUACAAUUUUGCCAAGCACAUCAACCGAAAUUCCUACAACAACGACCACAGAACCUUCUUCAACGACUACCGUGCCUUCCACAACAACAACAACAACCCCUGAACCAACAACCACAUCUACUACAACUAAACUAACCACCAGUAGCUCAACUACUACCACCACAACUACACCUGAACCAACCACCACAAUCACCACUUCAGAAAAACCAGUCACAUUGACCACUCAAACUUGGACGCCACCAACUACAACAACUGUGAAAACAACCAGUAAGAUCCUCACUCUCUCUCGCGCGCGCUUCUCUUAACUUCAUAAUUAUUUCCAGCGGUAACCCUUCCAACAACCACAACACCAAAAAUUCCAAGAUGGUGGCCAUUAGCGGGAUCAGCCACAACCGAGCAACCAUGGUGGCAAAAAGUGCAAACCGGAACCACUAACACCCUUCCACCGUUGUUCCCAGUUUCGAAAAGUGUAGAGGAGAAGAAAGUAUCGGUAGGCAAAAAACAAUUUGCAAAAAAACAAUCAAAAUUAUGUUUAGGUAAAACCCAAUGAAUCAGACAACAAAGUUGUUGAACAAAAACCAACUGGCGGAUCAAUGGAUGAAAUUUAUGAUCAGACUUUGACUGCAUUAUGUUCCUGGAUACCUAAAGUUUUCACAUCAAUCUCUAAUGAGUUGUGCUUCAAACAAGGCAGAACUGCGGCAAAGUGAGCACAUAUUGUAAUUCUGAAAUCACCCACCCACACACUUUCACAAAAAAAAUCCAAAUUUCCAUCACAUCACGUUCAGAUGCACUUUAUGAGUUUUACUUUAUCAUUUUUAAAACAGAAUUCCAAUUAACCAUGCACACGGUGAAAAUCGAGACUUACAAAAAAUGAUUUUCACCGUUGCACUCAACAAAAAAUGAGCAACACUAUCGUUUUGUUGAUUUAGACAACAUUACAGAUGGAUGGCUCCGAUUGCACAAUCAUAUGCUGAAAGAUUCCGAAUGGGUCGAGCCAAUCGAAAAACAUCGCCAAACGACAAUCCGAAUAUUCAACCUUCAUUGAAACAAAUGGCUUUUGAUCCACUUCAACAAGAGCCAAUUCGAUUUGGAUAA